GGUUGGGCGUGGAUACUGAGUUCUAAAUCCUGGGAAGCUGGACUUCUCCGGCUUGUAGGCAGUGGUUUGUGAGUGUGUGACGAGUAACCUGUUUAUCUUUCAUAAUAAACAGCGUUUCAUUUUAGUCUUCGAUCUUAAAUGUUUCCAAACCCUUUCAUGAUACCUGUUCACUGAAGAAAAAAGAUUCUCGAGAUGAAGAUUUUCUGGAAGAGACUCUGAGUUAAGGAAGGCAUUUUUUAUUUGACAAAGUUUUGUCAUCUGUAAUGAAGAUCAUUGUGGAACAGAAGAUUGAAUAAAGCCUUGAAACUAAAUUAGAGAUUUAGAAAAGAAAGCUAAAAUUAGUCACUUUGAUUUUAGUGUUCCAAUUUCAUAAGAUUUAUUCUUCUAAAUAGAUUUAGGGAGUAGAAGAUAAAAUUCAGUGUUAUACUAAAGGAUGCACUGAUAUUUGUUUGUGUGUGUGUGUUUAAGAGAAGUAGACAACCAAGAGCUAUAGAGAUUCAUAAUGAAAUAUACUAAAUUGAAUUUUAUGAUGUCAAUUCUUGGCAUUAUAAUCUAUAUAACUGAUUUAAUUGUGGACAUCUGGUUAUCUGUUAGAUUUUUCUAUGAAGGACAAUAUGUUUUUGGUGUUUUAACAGUAAGCUUUAUGCUCUUUGGAACACUUGUGGUCCAGUGUUUUAGUUAUUCUUGGUUCAAGGCCGAUUUAAAGAAAGCAGGCCAAGAAAGUCAGCAUUGUUUUCUUCUACUUCACUGCUUGCAAGGAGGAAUUUUUACAAGGUAUUGGUUUGCCUUGAAAAAGGGUUAUUACGUGGCUUUCAAAUAUAGCAGCAAAACCGAUAACUUCAUAGAACAACAAAUUGAUCCACAUAAAGAAGCUAUAGAUAGAAUGACUGAUUUGAGCAUGCUCAGGCUAUUUGAAACUUACCUGGAAGGCUGUCCACAACUUGUUCUUCAGCUCUAUAUCUUUCUGGAACAUGGUCAAGCAAACUUCAGUCAGUAUGCAGCCAUCAUGGUCUCCUGCUGUGCUAUUUCUUGGGCGACUGUUGAUUAUCAAGUAGCUUUAAGAAAAUCCUUGCCUGAUAAAAAUCUCCUUAAUGGGCUCUGUCCCAAACUCACAUAUCUCUUUUAUAAGUUGUUUACAUUAUUAUCUUGGAUGCUGAGUGUCGUACUUCUUUUUUUCUUAAAUGUUAAGAUUGCUUUAUGUCUGUUGUUAUUUCUUUGGUUUUUAGGUAUAUUGUGGGCAUUUAAAAAACAAACUCAGUUUUGUGUUUCCAUGAUUAUGGAGUUCUUAUACAGGAUUGUUGUUGGAUUUAUUCUCAUUUUUACAUUUUUUAAUAUUAAGGGACAGAAUACCAAAUGUCCAAUGUCUUGUUAUUAUGUUGUAAGGGUACUUGCAACAUUCGGGAUAUUGAUUGUGUUGUGGCUGUGCCCACUUUCAAUUUUUAAUUCAGACUAUUUUAUACCUAUCAGCAUUAUUAUAGCUCUUACUCUUUUCCUUGGAGUUCUUCUUCUUAUUGUUUAUUAUGGGACUUUGCAUCCAAAUAGAAGUGCAGAAAUGAAACCUGAUGAAAUUGAUGGAAAACCAGCUCAAACAGAUUGUAGAAUGAAGUAUUUCCUAAUGGAAUAAGCUAUUUAUUUUCUUAUGUUUUGUUUCAUUAUGUUUUGUUCUUAUGUUUUGUUUCAUUAUGUUUUGUUCUUAUGUUUUGUUUCAUUGAUUAGUAAAGGAAAUGUGUAUAUGUGUGUAUUUUUUCUUAGUUUUGCUUUCUUUAACUUGAGAUCAGUAAUGGCAUGUUAUUUAUGAAUGUGAGAGCAUAUUAAUAUUUUUAUUAUUUAAAUUAAUUUCUCAUUUGGUUUUGAAGAUCCUAAGAACUUAGAUAUAUUUGCCUAUUGUCUGGCAGAGUACCCAUUCUGAGCCUGAAUUGGAAGACAUAGUCUAGCUCCCAUAAUUAGAAGGCCGGAAUUGAGCUUUCUUUCAAUGAUCUGUCCAUUUUCCUGAAGUAAAAUGAGGAAUUUAUUGUGGAGAACUGCAAAGGGAAGUGAGCAGAACACUCAUUCUUUUCUUCUGUAUUUUCCUUGAUUUGGUGCAUAUAUUGAGUUGGAAACAGACUGAGUUGAGGAAAAGGGAAAGGAGGGGAGGAGGAAAAAGACAAAAUAUAAAAUUUACCAUUUUUAACCAUUUUUCAGUGUAUAGUUCAGCAUUGAUAACUGUAUUCACCUUGUUAUGCAUCUCUGUAACUUUUACAUCUUACAAAACUGAGACUCUGUUCCCACUGAACAACAACUUUCCAUUUCCCUGCCUUUUUACAACCUGGCAAUCACAACUCUAUUUUUUGUUGCUAUGAUUUUGACUACUUUAGAUACGCUGUAUAAGUGGAAUCAUACAGAAUUUGUCUUUCUCAGAGCCCCAUUUCUCUGUUUUACAGAUGAGGGACAUGAGCCUCAGGAGGAAACAAGCUCCAGGUCUUUAUAGUUAGUAGCUAGUUGGGACUGGAUCCCAGGUGACCUGCCCAUUAUUCCAACAUCAUUUCCAAUAAACCAUCGUUUAAAAAGGUUAGAUAAUUUUGGCAAUGUUGGGGGUGGAGAAAGGAUUACUGCAAUACAAAUUUUAGUUCCUUUUGCUAUAGUUCCAUGAAAGCCAGAAUCUGAAAUUUUCAUUUGAAACAUCCUUGAGAGCUGUGUGAACUAACCAUUUUUAAUGACUUCAUAAAUCUAAUAUAUCCUUUAUGGAUGAAGCUCCCCAUUUCCUUUUUUCCAUGGGACUACACUAGUUUUCAGUUAUACCUCACUGAUUUCUGCCUUUUCAUCUUGUGCUUAUGUUGUUGUGGUUUUUAAAUGGUAGAUAUAUAGCUGCCCAAAUAAGAACAAAAUAAAUUAAG
Phyllostomus hastatus (greater spear-nosed bat) is the source of this 2873-nucleotide messenger RNA. It is a transcript of the gene XKR9, whose product is annotated as XK related 9. The record is from RefSeq and is a predicted model, not a curated record. The transcript has 5 exons. Lineage: Eukaryota; Metazoa; Chordata; Mammalia; Chiroptera; Phyllostomidae. Gene Ontology annotation, biological process: apoptotic process involved in development; phosphatidylserine exposure on apoptotic cell surface; engulfment of apoptotic cell. Gene Ontology annotation, cellular component: plasma membrane. Bases 503 to 1624 code for a protein of 373 amino acids.